Molecule: messenger RNA, 357 nt
Organism: Peronospora belbahrii
Lineage: Eukaryota; Oomycota; Peronosporomycetes; Peronosporales; Peronosporaceae
Source: the annotation of a GenBank genome assembly
AUGGCAUCCCGUAGCCGCCGUGCCGUAUUGUCACUAACGACACGCUUCUGCUUUCCUCAUCAAGGUAUGAAGACACUUGCAUACUUCAGCAGCGGCUCGGCUGUUUUGUUGCGCAACGCUUACAGUAAAAAUCAAGGCAUAGAUCUGGCCCUGCAAUUCGUGAGUGAGGACCACGUGCGUCAUUCUCUGCAGCUGCUUGCUGUCAAUGGGGAGAAGUCGACUGCCGAUAAGCGAGAGGUUCUGCUGAAACUGCCGUUAGCUUCUCCAGUGAAGACGCAUGAGAGUCGAGAUUUGGCCCUGCUGACCUGGCAGAUUCUAUUGCUGUCGAGAAUUGGCAAAUUGCCCGAGACAAGUUAG